AUGCUUCUCCCACGGGCUCUUCCCCGACGACCCGCCCUUUUCCGGGUCCCCAGAAUCCGCCAAACAACUCCUCGCCGCACACUGAUCCCCGCGCCCGGCCCAAAUACGGGGCCACUCAUGGAGCGCCGCGCAGACCGCGAACUCCCCACCAUCAACAACAGCAAGGGCUGGUUGAAGUCCCUCCCCAUCUUCGUGGUGGCCGUUGGAGCCGCCAUGCUGGGUAUCUUCAAUUACCAGAAAUCCUCAUCAAGUGUGGUCAGCAGUACUUUGUAUGCAUUGCGCACGUCGCCGCAGGCUCGUGAAAUCCUGGGCGAUGAGAUCUAUUUCGCGCAGCAGAUUCCUUGGAUUAGUGGGGAAAUGAAUCAAUUGCAUGGGCGCAUUGAUAUCUCUUUUUGGGUGAAGGGGACGAAGGGCCAGGGUAAGAUGCGGUUUAAGAGUGUGAGACCGGAUCGGAUGAGUUUCUUCCGCACCGAAGUAUGGAGCCUGGAGACCGAGGAUGGAACCGUCGUGCAGCUGUUGGAUAGCGACACCGAUCCCUUCCGCCAAGAGUGA
Penicillium subrubescens is the source of this 552-nucleotide messenger RNA. RefSeq names its product cytochrome c oxidase assembly factor 1 family protein. The transcript has 2 exons. Gene Ontology annotation, cellular component: mitochondrial inner membrane. Gene Ontology annotation, biological process: mitochondrial respiratory chain complex IV assembly. The record is from RefSeq and is a predicted model, not a curated record. Bases 1 to 552 code for a protein of 183 amino acids. Lineage: Eukaryota; Fungi; Ascomycota; Eurotiomycetes; Eurotiales; Aspergillaceae.